Cicer arietinum (chickpea) is the source of this 1364-nucleotide messenger RNA. Its product is annotated as WAT1-related protein At3g30340-like. The record is from RefSeq and is a predicted model, not a curated record. Lineage: Eukaryota; Viridiplantae; Streptophyta; Magnoliopsida; Fabales; Fabaceae. Gene Ontology annotation, molecular function: transmembrane transporter activity. Gene Ontology annotation, cellular component: membrane.
UUAUAUUAGGCAUAUUUUCAAAGCUCUAUAUACAUAGAUUUACAAAUAAGAGAAAUAUAAAGUCAAGAUGUUGCUUCAUUUCAAUGAAAUGUGGAAGCCAGUUUUGGUGAUGAUUAUAGUUAAUUUAGCUAUGGCCUUUGUCAAUGUAUUUAUGAAGAAGGUUAUUAAUGAAGGAAUGGACCACUUGACCAUUCUGACUUAUCGACAGGCAAUUUCAGCCAUUUUCUUGGCACCUAUUGCUUUCUUCUAUGAAAGGGAAAGCAAGAUGAAUGGUCAUAUAAUAUGUCUCCUUUUUCUUAGUGCUCUUGUAGGAGUAACACUCAGCCAAUACCUCUUUCUUGUUGGACUGGAAUAUACAUCAGCAACCUUAUCGUGCGCAUUCCUCAAUACGGUACCUGUAUUCACGUUCAUUAUCGCGCUCCCAUUGGGGAUGGAGAAAGUGAGCAUGAAAAGCAACAGUGCUAGAGCGAAAGUCUUGGGAACUUUAGUGUGCAUUAGUGGAACUCUGUUAUUGAUCCUUUAUAAAGGAAUGCCCUUAAUCAACCCUCAAUCUCAUCACAUAGAAGACAAAGCCACAGCAACACCAUCAGCCUCCAAUUUAAAGAAAUGGAUUAUAGGUUCAAUGUUUCUGACUGCAGCUUGCCUCUUCUGGUCUUCAUGGUUUCUUAUACAAGACAGGGUUGGCAAAAAGUAUCCAUAUCAAUACUCUAGCACAGCCAUUUUGUCACUAUUUGCUUCCAUCCAAUGCGCAAUAUUACAUUUGAUCAUCCAAAGAAACAAUGCUAAAUGGAUUCUAAAAGGAAAGCUACAAAUAAUGGCUAUUGUGUAUUCUGGGCUAGUGGGAUCAGGCUUGUGCUAUGUGGCAAUGUCAUGGUGUGUCAAACAAAGAGGUCCGGUUUUUACUGCAGCUUUUACCCCACUUAUACAGAUGUUUGUGACAGUUCUUGAUCUCUGUAUAUUACAAGAGCAAAUUUAUCUAGGAAGUUUUGUAGGAUCAAUCUUGGUUAUUUCUGGCAUGUAUAUUCUCCUGUGGGGUAAAAGUAAAGAGAGGAAACAGAAUGCCUUGAAGGAUACUGAAGAAAAUCAAAAGGAUGAAGAAUGGCACAACAGUACCGCCAAUCCCACUACUAAUAAGUUAGAGACCAGUGAGUGACCUCUCUAUGCUAAGGCCUAAGGGAGAACAAGAUUUCUCAGAAAUUAAAGACUUGUUUCGCAUCUGACCCCGGAGCAAUAGCAAUGAAAUUGUAACAUUUUUUAACAAAUAUAUCAAAAGACAGUCUUGUUAUAUUGAAUAUAUUUAUUGAAAAUAUUGCAGCUAACUAAAUGCUUAAUUAAUAUCAACUAUAUCAAUAUCUUAUUUAUCA